ACUCUAUUCAUCUGGGGGUAUACCUCAUUCACAAAAAUAGAGCUUAGCUCCACAGGACAACCACAGGUAUCGCAACAUAAACCUGGUAUAAUCCUAAUUUCUUUCAGCUUCACAGACACCAGCAUGGCCCUAGCCAGUGGACACUGGGUUGACAAGGAAGUAAGAGGUGAAGCGCCAAGUCCCAGACAUGGUCAUGCAUUAGCUCUGGCUGGAAAUAUAGCUUUCCUCUUUGGUGGAGUGUCCUGUAGGACCCUGAAGGAGGACGAGACGAUAUAUCUGAAUGAUUUCUACAUGAUCACCGGUAUGUUCAUAGAUAUCCCUGUUGGCUAUUGCUAUUUCCAUGAAUCCCACAAAAAGCAGGAGUCAUUCAUGUUUGGAACCGAUGUGUUUGUAGUUUCGCCCACCCAUGUCUUAUGGGAGCUCAUGCCUCAGAAUGGAACUGUACCGUCUGCAAGACAAGGACAUACACUUUGCGUGGUUAAAGGCAAGCUCUACCUGUUUGGAGGAGUGUCCAGUUCCCUGGCUGAGGAAUGUCUCCAAGGGGUAUACUGUUUUGACAUAAUCUCUUUGACGUGGGAGUGCCUUACCACCAAGGGCAUGUCACUCAGAGCUACGCACAACAGCUCGGCUGCCGUGGGAGACGGCGUCUAUGUGUUCGGUGGUCUCCUGCAUGGAGUUCCCUCUGAUGACCUCAUGCUGUUCAACACAGUUUCACUGAGUUGGACCCCUGUUAAGACCACAGGAAAUCUGCCAUCUGCAAGGUACAACCACACAUUAGCUGUAGUCAGUGAGCAAGUAUUUAUGUUCGGUGGCUGCGCUGAGGACGGCUGCUACUACAAAGAUGUCCAUGUUCUGAACACAGAGAGUCUUGUGUGGCAGAAGUGGGAUGUGAAAGGAGAAUCACCCGUGAUCUGUGGAGGGCAAACCCUUGUAGCACAUCAUGACAAGGACAUAUAUUUGUUUGGAGGCAAAGUGCCUAGUCAGGAUGGACCGCACACCUCGACAAACGAGAUACUUAAGUUAAGCAUUGGAAAGAUGAAAUGGAAGGUGCCUCUCUAUGUGGGGAUCCCACCAGCUAGACGUCAUGAUGUAUAUAUUUGGGGGCAAAAAUGAAGAACAGGAAUUCAAUGACUUGAAAGUGAUGAAACUGAUUAAUCCAUCAGAAAGGCAGCCAGUCAUGAAAGAUAUUCUAUCAGAGUUUGGGCUUCAGGGAGUCAGCCAUGGCUUUGCACCUACGAAAGUCCCAAAUGUAAAGUAUGAGUUGAGUGAGUCUCCGCUUUCGGUGAGAAAGUACACAGCUGUAUCUGCACAGGUG
Hypomesus transpacificus is the source of this 1315-nucleotide messenger RNA. RefSeq names its product rab9 effector protein with kelch motifs. The coding region runs from base 124 to 1113 and encodes 329 amino acids. Lineage: Eukaryota; Metazoa; Chordata; Actinopteri; Osmeriformes; Osmeridae. Gene Ontology annotation, molecular function: protein binding. The record is from RefSeq and is a predicted model, not a curated record. The transcript has 13 exons.